AUCCAACAAAGAGAGCAUCAAUACCACCUAGUCGUGCAGGCUCGCGCAUGGCAGCCCCUAUGGCCAUGGCAACAGGGGUCAGUCUCCUUGAUGAUCUUGUACCAUCAGCUCAGGCACCUAGAUCAGCCCCUAGUCAAGCUAGCUACAGACCUAGCCCCUUACCAGGAGACGUACUGGCCAAACCCCAUCCGCCUGCACAACUAAAUCCAUUGCAAAGGUCACAAAGUUUUGAUGCGAUGAAGCCGGGAGACAAAGUCAACACUCCACCAGGUUCGGCAUGUGGACAUUCUAACGCAGGUCAAGAGUUGUGUUAUCUCUGUCAUCAGCGUGCCAGAAGAAACCUUCCCGUCUCGUUUGCGGAGGAGCGUAAGAAGCGCGAGGAGGAAGAAGACAGGCUUCUUCAACAGUAUCAGUACAUGAAGGAUGCUGAGGAUGUCCUACAAGAUCAGGAAAUGACUAUGGCUAAGCGUCACAAUCUUCAGAAAAUGGCUGCUUUCAAUCUAGGUGUGUCAGAAGCUUUACAUCAGAAGAAACGUACGAGAGACACUGAAUUCCAGAAAUCCUAUAUAUUCCAAAGACGACCUCUAACACCACCCAGGAUUAUCAAACAAACAGAAUAUUCUGGAGAUCUAGCUAAACAGGUUGAUCAUAAAGAAUCUGUUAAGAAGAAGAGACAGUCAGAUGAAGAGUUCCUUGAGAGAUUGGAACAAGUUCAACUUGCUGAAGACCUGGCAAUACAGAGGGAACAAUACUUGAAGGAAAAAGCAGAGGAGCAGGAUAGAUAUAAGAAAGCCCUUGAAACACAGAUUGCUAUCAGAGAUCAGCUAACAAUGAAUCAUGACCUGGACAAUAAGCUACGGCGCAAACCUUGCGGCCGAAUGUCACAAUUGCGCCUGCCAUUUAUUCCACAGGCCAACACUCUGCGUCCCUUCACAAGCACCCCACCAUCUAGGAUGAAUGAAAAUUGGAGGUCAUCUUAUGGCAGGUUGCGAUUUAAACCACUACAAGUUCCAGCUCGUGAAUCAGACAAAGAAGUUUUUGGUAUGAACGAUAUGACAAAUGAGAAAAUGGCUGAACGUAGACGACGAGCUUACGACCUUUUCCAGGAACAACAAGAUAUUGUUGCUCAGAAAAAACGUGAAAAUAUUCUUAAACGAUUGGCUGAACAACAAGAGGAAGAGCAAGUUCUAGAGAGAACAAGGAAUGAGUUGCUGGAUGAUCGUGCCAAUAAGUUUAACAGGCGUAUUAAUGCACGUAAAAGGUUAGAGCAAGAUUGGGUUCGAGCCUCGAUGACGAAGAAGGAAAGGCUCGAGGAGGACCACUUGCGAGCAUUGAGUCCGGGCAUUCUUCUCCAUGAACAGUGUGAUAAAUACAACAGAUGUGGACAAUGUAAACGUACAUUAAGAAAUUGCGGGGAAACCAAUCUAUGGAGCGAGUCUCGCUAUAUUCCAGGUUCAAGACUGAUGGUGUAACCAGCUAUAUUGACAUAACUUUUUACACUUUAAAUCCUCAAAAAUUACCUAUAAAUUAACAUUUUGAAUUCUUUUUACUUGAUUCAUUAGAACUAUUAUAAUAAUAAUUUUGUUUCUAAAGUUUUAUAGCUUGAUAUAUAUACAUAUAUUAUGAUUAACAUUAAACUUUGUUAAUUAAAACUUGCACAAAAAGUCAUAAUUGCAUCAAGUGCUUGUGUAUAGCUUCCUUGAUACCAUUGUUUACUUCUUUGCUAGAUUAGAAAGUAUUUUCUGUGAUCAUUAGUGCCAGCGUGUCUGUGAUUAUUAUUUUUUUUUUACAAAUGUUUUCCCCAUUGAAGUUGUCUUUCAGUAUAGGUUUAAAUUUUGUGGCCUGUGAGAUCAAUCUUGCAUUUAUGCUAUAUAUGUUAAUGAACAAUUACAGAUCAUUCAAGAAACAUUAUUUAAUGUAAAGUUGCUUUGUGAAUUUUUCGUUUACAUAUCAUUGUGUUAUGGUUAUCUAUGCUUAAGCUUAGUUUUCACCAAAAAAUUAAACACAUAUAUUGUAUUAAUAUUUCUAUACAUGCUCCCUUAGCCAAGUAAUUGUUAUUGUUUAGUACUCUUAUACUUUCAAAGUGAAAAAAGGAUGUGCUUUACAGAAAAUUUUUGCUUAUUUUUAUAAAAUAAAAUGUUAAGAAUUUCAGACAUUUAAGUGCACUACAAAAACAAUUGUCUAAAAUGUAUGACUUACUUGGUUUUAACCAAGUGUCAGAAUCUAACCAUUCAUGAAUUAAUUUAAUAAAUUGACAGAUAUAUAAAUUUUGGAAAGAUCUGGAAAAAAAACUUUGAUCAGAAGAUGUAAAAUUUGACUAAGGAUGGGGUUAUUUACUAAACAAAAAGUUGUCUUGACUUAUCCUAUACAAUGUAAAACAGUGUGUAAGUCAUACUAAUAAUGAGGAAGAAGCCAAUGGGGUAAAAUUUUUAAUUAUGAUAAAAAUGUCCUUUUCAUAUAAGCUAGAUACUCUAUAUUUGGAUUAUCUAUAGACUACUGAUAGAUUUCACCUGAUCGGAGUAGAUUUCCAUUUGACAUUUUCCCUUAUUGUUAGUUUAUAAUUUGUGUAUUAACCCAUUCAGUAUUUUAUGUUGUCUGUGAUAUUAGGGGGACUAUUAAACUAGGAGAGCCCUAACUGUAACAGUGUCUUAAUUGUUGUUGUACUACGUCUGAGUAGGAAAAUAAAUUUUCACAUUCAAAACAUUUUCAAAUCUUUUUCGAUGGUUUGAGUGUAAAAUUUGUUUGGAACUGCCUUGAUUACAAGGUGUGUAACAGUUUAAAGUUUGUCCUAAAUUUUGUUUUAGAGAAUGAGAGUACCAUAUUUGUGUAUGCUAUGAAUUAUCAAAUGCAGUAGCAUUAUUUCACAGUAGUAUUUUAAUUUAAGUUUUGUUUUCACAGUACUGCUGUAUUAUAUGCCCUGUAAUUUCAAUAUGGCAUAUCUAAAACAUGUGAAAGCUCCAAUUUAUUUCUAGAACUGCCAUUCUGUUAAAAAAGACUGUGAUUUAGAUAUGUGUUUGUGUGUUUGUCAAAUUGUUAUAAAUGAUUGUAGAAUUGUGACUACAUGGUUACCAUGUUGAUAAUUUUGCCCACUUGUUUAUUUGCUAUACUUUACCAACAUUUUGGAUGCACUUUUUAUUGUUUUGUUACUUACUUUUAAACUUUGUAUGUAAAAGUAGAAAAAAACUUUAUAUUUGCUGUGUUCUCUGUUCUAUUUAAUACUGAAGAAUUUUACAUGUGAAUUGAUUGCCAAUUUUCAUAAAAGUAUUGUUAAAUUAUUAUUAUAACUUGAUUGUCAAUGUUCUCAAAUUCAUCAAUUUUUUUCUUCUAAUUUUAACCAUAUUUUUAGGCAUAUCAGAUAGCUUUGAAUUCUUCUUUAGAAGAUAAUAUAAGCAUAUCUGUAAAGGAAGAGUUGUGAAGUCUGAUUCAAAGACAUAUACAAGAUAGAACUUGGGAACAUUAUUCCCUCUAAAAUGAGGUAGACUAUUGAAAUCAAAGAUGUGUCGGAUAAAACAUAUUCGUACUUAAAGCUUGAAAAAGUUCACCAGGAUGUUUUUUACUCAGUGAGAAUAAGUUAAGUAGAUUUCAGCAGUUGUGUAAUUAUGGUUCAAUAUUUCAGUGUUGAUUGAGAUGGUAAAUUGUUGAUGUUUAACUUUCAUGUACAGAAAAAAAUGAAUAAAUACAAAAUAUCACUA
Ruditapes philippinarum (Manila clam) is the source of this 3692-nucleotide messenger RNA. Its product is annotated as coiled-coil domain-containing protein 81-like. Gene Ontology annotation, cellular component: centrosome. NCBI's taxonomy places the organism in Eukaryota, Metazoa, Mollusca, Bivalvia, Venerida, Veneridae. The record is from RefSeq and is a predicted model, not a curated record.